Mesorhabditis belari is the source of this 384-nucleotide messenger RNA. The record is from the annotation of a GenBank genome assembly. NCBI's taxonomy places the organism in Eukaryota, Metazoa, Nematoda, Chromadorea, Rhabditida, Rhabditidae.
AUGCACGCCUAUGGAUACGGCUAUGCACUGAUGCCCACAUCGUUUUUGAUGAACACCAUCAUCCCCGCACAUUUGGGACUGUGCCUGUACGGAGCUCUAUUUUCACAGAGUUUGUCCCUUCUCGAGUAUCAUUUCAUCUAUCGCUAUCUCGCCAUUUGCAAAAGCAAUUGCUUGUAUUGGUUCAACUCGUGGAAAUAUUUCAUUAUUCAUAUUUUUAUCUGGCUAAUGAUGGGCCUUGUUUGGGGACUGCUUACACACUUGUUCUUGAGCUCGCAGACAUUGGCAGAACGAAUUUUCAACCACAGCAAUGAGCGAAAAAUCGAUCAGAUUGCAACACGAGCUCUUCCGAGCGCUAUUGGUUCAGACAAUUGUCCCAGGGAUCUU